Molecule: messenger RNA, 1065 nt
Organism: Prunus armeniaca (apricot)
Lineage: Eukaryota; Viridiplantae; Streptophyta; Magnoliopsida; Rosales; Rosaceae
Source: the annotation of a GenBank genome assembly
AUGUAUCAAGCAGAUCUAAAGGGAGUAGAACAAGCAGAGGAGAAAGCAGAUCCCGACCAAGUCAAGGGAAUCCGUCCGGAGGUCUAUUCGAAAGAAGGAUGGAAGCCCAAAAAGGACGUCGAGCUAGUACCCCUUGAUCCUGACAAGCCAGAGAGAAAAGUGCAGAUUGGCUCGAGCCUAAGCCAGGAGGAAAAAGCAGAGCUUGCAGCCUUCCUCAAGAACAACAAAGACGUAUUUGCAUGGUCGCCAUCUGACAUGCGAGGCAUCGAACCCCAGAUCAUCUGCCAUCGCCUACACGUCAACCCAGCUAUCAAGCCGAUAGCACAGAAGAGACGCAAUUUCGCCCCCGAGCGGGUUGCCAUCAUUGAAGCCGAGAUUGACAAGCUCCUAGCUGCAGGUUUCAUUGAAGAAGUCUCCUAUGUAGAAUGGCUCGCGAACGUUGUUCUAGUAGCAAAGAAAGAUAAAGGCCUGCGGAGAGUGUGCGUCAACUACACUGACCUCAACAAGGCAUGCCUUAAAGACAACUUUCCAUUGCCAAGAAUUGAUCAGCUCGUCGUUUCAACUUCCGACAAUCAAUUGCUAAGCUUCAUAGACGCCUACUCCGGCUACAAUCAAAUCAUGAUGCAUGAAGACAAUAAGGCAAAGACCUUCUUCAUCAUCGAAAGAGGUACUUACUACUAUAAAUUCAUGCCCUUUGGGUUGAAGAAUGCCGGAGCAACCUACCAAAGGCUAGUGAACAAAAUUUUCAAGGAGCAAAUCGACAAGACUUUACCUUCGUGCUUAACCGAUCCAUUAGCCCAUAUUAAGGAAUUCUACAAUGUUGUGAGUGGUUUACCUUUGCAAGGAGUGAGCGAAGCAAAUAUGAGGAUAAGGGUUUUUCCUUACACAUUGAAAGAUAGAGCAAAGGGUUGGCUAAUGACUUUAGCACCUAGUUCGCUCACCACUUGGGAUGCCGUAGCUAAGAAAUUUUUGGAGAAGUUUUUCUCUACUAAAAAGACAGCUACUUUGAUAGGGCAAAUAUUUAACUUUAAACAAGAUGAUGGAGAACCCUUCAAUGAAUGUUAG